GAAAGUAAAAGUUUUUUUUUUCUCCAGUUUAAUUAGUGGUGCAUUAAAGUCUCCUAAAAAAGUUAUUAUCGGAACGUUGCGUUUCCUUUUCCCUUCCUGGGGACUGUGGCGUUUGAUCUUUCGCGUUUGUUGGAAGACAGCAGGCUCAGCUUUGUCGGCCCCUUCUCAUCAUUCUUUAAGAUGAAAACGGUGGGGAGGUUACUUUGACGUUCUGUUUGGCUCUUUCUUUUAACAUUUAGAUUGUCUUUUAAACGUUUGUGCUGUGACGGACAUGGGAGAAAUGAGAAAUACGCUGCGCGUUCUGUGGUUAGUGUUGUUUUCGAGGACGUGUUGCUCGCACUUAACUUUUCCUCUGAAACUGUUCGCCGGGAAAUUUAAUUCGUCUGUGGAUUUAGAUUUGACCCCUUUGCAGAAGAAGAAUGCCACUUCUGGAGGACUGUCGUUGGCUUCCGACCCUACUGGACAAGUGAACUUUUUAGAUAUGUUGGGGAAUUUAAACGGGGACUCGGGCAGAGGCUAUUACAUAGAGAUGCUAAUCGGAACGCCGCCGCAGACGCUGAACAUCCUGGUUGACACUGGAAGCAGUAACUUUGCUGUGGCUGGUGCUCGAGACCCCUACAUCUCGCGCUUUUUCAAUUCCUCUCUCUCCAGUACCUAUUGGCCAAGUGGGAGGACAGUGUCGGUGAGAUACACGCAAGGCAGCUGGGUGGGGGAACUCGGCACCGACCUCAUUUCCAUCACGAAGGGAACCAUUAGCGCGAUCACCAUCAAUAUCGCCACCAUCCUGAGCUCAGAAGGUUUCUUCUUGCCUGGGGUGAAGUGGCAAGGCAUUCUGGGACUGGCAUACCCAGUGCUGGCUAGGCCGGACAGUUCUGUGACGCCUUUCUUCAACUCCGUGGUGAGGCAGACUGGGAUCCCGGACAUCUUCUCUCUCCAGAUGUGUGGGGCGGGAGUGUCGGGGGGCAGUGACGCGGACGCUGCCAGAGGGAGUCUGAUCAUGGGUGGGAUCGAACCACUCCUGUACCAAGGGUCGGUCUGGUACACCCCUGUCAAGGAGGAAUGGUACUACCAGGUCGAAAUCCUAAAGCUCGAAGUUGGGAAUCAGAAUUUAAACUUGGACUGUAAACAGUACAAUGCUGACAAGGCCAUCGUGGACAGCGGGACCACGCUGCUUCGGCUUCCCCAGGACGUCUUCCGCGCGGUCGUGGAUGCCAUCGUCCGCGAGGCCCUGAUCCAGGACUUCUCUGACGGAUUCUGGACCGGCACUAAGCUGGCGUGCUGGAUGAAAGGAGAAACACCUUGGCCGUUUUUCCCCAAGAUCUCCAUCUAUCUGAGGGCCAUGAAUGCCAGCCAGUCCUUCAGCAUCACCAUCCUGCCCCAGCUGUAUAUCCAGCCCAUCACGGAAGUGGGCAACGCUCUGGAGUGCUACCGCUUCGGCAUCUCCUCCUCCUCCAGCGGGCUGGUGAUCGGCGCGACCGUCAUGGAGGGCUUCUAUGUCAUCUUUGACCGCGCGCUAUCCAGGGUGGGGUUUGCCCUGAGUACCUGCGCAGGAAGCAGUGGGUCCCCAGUGUCGGAGAUCGCAGGCCCCUUCUCGGCGCUGGAUGUCUCCUCGGACUGCGUGUCUGUGCCAGUACUCCAGGAGCCGGUGCUGUGGAUCAUCUCCUAUGCGCUGAUGGGCGUGUGCGCCAUCGCCCUGCUGGUGCUGAUCAUCCUGCUGCUCCUGCCCUGCCGCUGUCGCCGUGGGGACGACCCCGGAGAGAUCACAGACGCAUCGUCGCUCGUCCGGAACCGCUUCAAGUGACGUGGAGGAGAGAGAGAGGCCGAACAAACGCUACUGGUUGUACUUGGGAGCAAGGCUCUUCAAGGAAAGAGACUGGGGGGAGAACAACGAUCAGCUGUCUUCCUUUUGAACUGAUGAUUGCACAUACCACAGGCACAUAUAUCCUCACUUUACAAAGUAAUAGUGUUCUUGAUCAAACACGAUCAUCAAAGACACCCAGAAAGGUUCAGAUGGCUGGUCGACCUGGCCUUCACUGUUGGUAUUUUAACUUCUCGCAGGCGAAACAUGUGAUCUGGUGAUGUACUGAUAUUCUACUUCACACACUGUUACAAAAAAGCACUGUACUUCUGUGGUCACCUCACCUAAAUCUGUACGUAAGUGACAGUUGCAGUUGCUGUAAACUCAAGGUAAUGUUAAGUAUCUGAAGGAAACCAAAAAAGAGACUUUUGGAUUAGGUAUUUCCAAAGCAAAAUUUAAUUAGAAGCUUCCUUGCAAACUGCAUUUAAAUUUCUUGGUACUCCAGUUUAAAGAAGCCAGCGGAGAAAGAAGCUUGACUGUCAUACUGUUGUGUUUGAGCAGUUUCUCUUCUGGAGCACAAAAGCACAUUGAAGGGGGUUUGGUUUAAGUCAAAGCUCUGACACUUGUUGUGACACACCUGCCAUGCAGUUGUGCACUGAGAGACAAGCCUCUUUUCUAGUCUGGGACCAUUUGUGUUUCAUUAAAACAUUUCUCUGAACACUCAAGAUCACGCUGCUCAUUCAACAGUCUGGAAAGUUAAUAGAAAUGUUUUCAGAAAAAAGCUACUGACCUUGUUAUAAUAUUUAAAAUAUAUCUUCAUCUUUAUAAUAUUCAAUCCAGCCCCAUUAUUUUCUGAUUUCCUGAAUUUCAUUCCUUAAAUGUUUAAAUGAAGGAAAAUGUAAUUUAAUUUAAAAGCUGCAGUUUUUUUAAAACUUAUGUUUAAUAAAAGAAUGUCAAUCAAAGUUUCUGACUUCUAGCAAGAUGAGAUAUUAAAAUCUGUUCAU
Molecule: messenger RNA, 2802 nt
Organism: Lepisosteus oculatus (spotted gar)
Lineage: Eukaryota; Metazoa; Chordata; Actinopteri; Semionotiformes; Lepisosteidae
Gene: bace2
Product: beta-secretase 2
Biological process (GO): membrane protein ectodomain proteolysis; amyloid-beta metabolic process
Cellular component (GO): endosome; trans-Golgi network; plasma membrane
Molecular function (GO): aspartic-type endopeptidase activity
Source: RefSeq, a predicted model, not a curated record